CUCUCUAGAACUUGGAGUGUUUUUGUUUAUUGUUUAUUUUCUACGUGUUUCGUGAAAGAAAUAGUAUAUUCGUUUUUUCAGUUCUUUUGAGAGCUAGGAAUAGUAAAUCAUAAUGCCACAAUCUUGUGUAGCUUACAAUUGUUACAUCAGACAUAGGAAAGGGGGAAAUUUGAAAUUUCAUACUUUUCCAAAAACAGGAUUAUUGAGGGAUAAAUGGAUAGCAGCGUUAGGGAGAGCUGAUUUUGUACCUUCUACAUAUUCAAGAAUAUGUAGCAAACAUUUUUAUGAAAAUGAUUAUGAGAUUAACGCUCAUGGAAAAAAAGUUUUGAAGAAGGAUGCAAUUCCUUCUAAAUUUUGCUUUGUAAAUAGCAUUGCAAGAUCCUCAGAUGCAAAUGUAUUAGUUCCAGAGGUUAGCAACUUUCUGUUGGAGGAAAAUAUUACAACAGAUGCACCGAUUUCGGUGCCUACAGACUCUACAGUGAUAGAAUCCCAUUCACCAACGAGAACAAAAGAGCCUGCCUUACCUUGCAGUAUCAUUAGAAAAAGAAAGAGAUCAGUUCCUGUGUAUGUGGGAGAUUUCGUAGAAGCUGACCUCAAAAAUCCAGUGAAACGUCGUAGAUAUUGGAAUGUUUCACAAACUGUUAUUUCUAAUUUGAGAAAAUCCAAUAAAAAACACUGUGCCCUGCUUAGCAAAUACAAGAAAAAAAUUGAAAACUUGAACGAUCUCCUGGAUGAUUUGAAAAGAAGAUUUCAAAUUUCUUCCGAGUCAUCAAUAGUACUUAAGGCAUCAAUGAGGCUGCCAAGAGUGCUUAUCAAAAGGUACCAGUAGGAACUCCUUCUGGAUAGUCCUAUCAGGAGAAUUGAUUCAACUCCUGCCUUUGAUGGAAUCCAGGUGCUUUCUGGCCCGGAAAGCUAGCACCUGUUGAGGGCUCCAUGUCCAGGGUUACGGACAAAGUCCAAAAGAUCAAAAAUGUCAGAAAAAAUUUGUAGGUUAUCAGAUGAACGAUGGAAGAUAUGUCUACCACAACACAUUGAAAUCUCUUCAAAUUACAUUUCCGAACAUCAAUUAUAAGGAAAGGAGUACUGUAAAAAUAUAAACUAAAAUAUCAAUUAUAAAGAUAAGUAUUUCUUGUUCCCUUUUAAUGUGGUUAGUAUUAACUAAUUUUUUUUUAGUGAAGGAUCAAUAUGUAUGAUACAUUUAUUCAAGAGGAGAGCAUUAUUGAGGAAGUAACAAAUUCAUCAUCGGUUGGAGAAUGGAGCUGAGAUCAACAUUGAAGAAGAAGGCAACAGAGCUCAAUCCUUAUUUUAAAAAUUCUGGAUGAGUGAAGGUUCUCCUUAGCGGAGAGUGUGAAUGCUGACUGCAUAAAGACUUCGUAUCUUAUAUGCUGAUAGUCAAAAGUCUGAUUUAUCCAAUUAAAAUAUUAUUGAAAUUAAAUUUUUUCUGUCAUGGAGUUCCUGUUUGUUUGUUAUUGAAUAUUUGUCAUUUAUAAUUUGAUUUGUUAAAUUUUAUUCCUAUACUUGUAUGAAUAUAUUUUUACUUGAAAAAUUCCUGUAGAAUAAACAUAUUCUUCUAAAA
Molecule: messenger RNA, 1576 nt
Organism: Coccinella septempunctata (seven-spotted ladybird)
Lineage: Eukaryota; Metazoa; Arthropoda; Insecta; Coleoptera; Coccinellidae
Product: THAP domain-containing protein 1-like
Exons: 7
Coding region: 113-829 (238 amino acids)
Molecular function (GO): sequence-specific DNA binding
Source: RefSeq, a predicted model, not a curated record